ACAUCUAAGCUCCUACAUCGCCUCAAUACUUCGUACCUGGUAUAUAACCCCACCUCGAAACCCCAAGAAUGAUAGUCAGAGCAUCUCGAUUCGUAUCUCGGUGCACGUUUCCGAAGACAUGAAUACCUAGGUACAAGCUCGAAUCAGGAGCUAAAUAAUUUACGUAAUCCAAAGCCCGGGCCAUUAUCAGUGGAUCCGGGUCCGUCAUAAGUUCAUAACCAACCUACAGUAGUACUACUAGUAACUAGUUAUUAGUACCUAAGCUUACCGUACAGGGCCCCGUGGAAAAGCUUCUAUUUCCCCAGCUCCCAAUUCCGCAAACAAAAAGAAAAUGAACAACUUCGGGGUAAUCGAGCUCGCGAGCACAAAGACAACCAACGCCCCCGGCUGGGCCUACGUCCCGGACAACACGGCGCCGCACCUCGCGUCCGCGGCGUCGUCAUUGCAGCCCGGCCACCGCAACAAGCGGGCGGCGCGCAACCAAGCCGCGAGCAGCACCAGCGCCUUGUACGCCGACGCCGACGCGCGGCAGGAGGCGAAGCUGCGGCGGGAGAUCGAGGCCCUCGACCGCGACAACUACCACCGCGACAUCGGCAGCAUCCCCGUCGUCGCCGGGAAGGGCGGCAGUGGUAAAGCGGCGGGGAAGAAGCACACGGCCAACGUGCGCAAGAUCCUGCAGUCGCAGAAGACGUUCGCGAACCACCUCGCCGACUUCGAGGCCCUGCUCUCCCAGGAGAAAACAACGAGUACCGGCCUUUCUGCCACUGCCGCCGCAGCCGCAGCAUCAUCAUCAUCAUCAGCGGCGGCUUUAGAAAAACAACAACAGCAGCAGCAGAAAAAACACAGCAAAAAGAAAUCACAAACCCGGCCAUCGUCCCGCUCGGCAUCGAUAUCGAAAGCAACGCCCGCCGUGAAGCAAGAAGAAGACGACGUCGAGAUGCUCGACGCCGACGCCGACGCCACCUCCACCUCCACUCCCCAUCCCCACGAUCCCCACACGAUCCUAACGCCCUCCGCGCGACCCUCCCCCCCCUCCUCCUCGCACCCCCUCGACGCCUCUCCUCUCCUCAUCUCCCGCGUGCCCCCGCUCCCCACAGACGCGGAGCUGAGAGCGUUGCUGUCGGCGCCGCCGCUAAGCUACACGGAGGCGCGGGCGCGGUGGACGGCGGACGACAAGCGGUACCCCGCGCGUUCGUUCUGCGAGGUGUGCGGGUACUGGGGGCGGGUGCGGUGCAUGAAGUGCGGGGUGCGCGUGUGCGCGCUCGACUGCCUCGAGACGCACCGCGAGGAGUGCGUUACGCGGUAUGGGCUGUGAAUCGGUGGAUGGCCGUUCAGGUAGGUAAUAUCUGAGAUGGGACUAUUUGUUAUUAGGUACUCGAGAUCGCAUAUCUAGAUGAGGGCAGCAAGGGGGGUGCGAUAUCAGAAUAUGUACUUCCUUACACGGCGUUUUUCCCCCGGUAGGAAAAGGAUGGAGAUUGAAAAAUACGAAGUAAAGGGGGAGGAAGGCGUAUUGGCAGCACAAAAGUCACUUAUCAUCAAUUAAUUCAAGCAGCAAAGAUACCCCAGUCACACUCGCACAACGAAUACAGAAGACAGAAGACAGA
Hypoxylon fragiforme is the source of this 1604-nucleotide messenger RNA. RefSeq lists its product as uncharacterized. The record is from RefSeq and is a predicted model, not a curated record. Gene Ontology annotation, molecular function: nucleosome binding. NCBI's taxonomy places the organism in Eukaryota, Fungi, Ascomycota, Sordariomycetes, Xylariales, Hypoxylaceae. Gene Ontology annotation, cellular component: Swr1 complex. The transcript has a single exon. Gene Ontology annotation, biological process: chromatin remodeling. The coding region runs from base 332 to 1315 and encodes 327 amino acids.